AUGGCAAAUUCUUUUACCGAUAAGUCAUUGCACGAGAACUCGUCGCCAUCUCCUGUAGCCUCCAUCAGUUUCGACGGUUACAUCCAUCGUCUCCAUCAGCUUCGAUGGUCGCCUCCACCGUCUCCAUCAGCUUCGACGGUCGCCAUCUCCGGUAGCCUCCAUCAGUUUCGACGGUCGCCUCCACCGUCUCCAUCAGCUUCGAUGGUCGCCUCCACCGUCUCCAUCAGCUUCGACGGUCGCCAUCUCCGGUCGCCUCCAUCAGUUUUGACGGUCACCUCUACCGUCUCCAUCAGCUUCAAUGGUCGCCUCCACCGCCUUCCACAGCUUUUUUUUUCAAUCUCACAAGGCAGUGAAUCGAAGAAGUUGAUUGAGGAUCAUCUUAACAAGAUCAACAAACCUUUUGUCAAAUCGAUUCAUAGCCCAGAUGGUGAUAUAAUAGACUGUGUUUUGUUUCAUCUUCAACCUGCUUUCGAUCGUCUUGAGUUGAAAGCAACAGUGUCAUCGGAUCCACCAACAGAGCCAUCAAAUGAGCAGAGUAAAAAAGGAAUUGCAUCGGAACUGAAACAAAAAUGGAGUUCAAAAGGGGAAUCAUGCCCAGAUGGAACAAUCCCGAUAAGAAGAACUAGGGAAUAUGAAAUUUUUAGAUCCGUUCCCGUUUCUUAUUUUGGAAAGAGCAAUAGUGCAAGUAUCAAGACUAAUAAUAUCUACAAUGGUCAUGAGCAUGCGAUUGGGUAUGGAUUCGGCGAAUUCUAUGGAGCAAAAGCAACAUUAAAUGUCUGGGCUCCAAAUGUUUCGAAUCCAAGUGAAUUUAGUCUUUCACAUAUUUCGAUCAGUAGUGAUGUUCCAACUGAUAUUCUAAACACUAUUACAGCCGGUUGGCAGGUUAGUCCAAAGUUAGGUAAAGACAAUUCUCCUCGACUUUUUAUUUAUUGGACUAAGGAUGGGUCUCGAAGUGGAUGCUACAAUUUGUUGUGCUCGGGGUUCGUCCAAACAAGUAGUAAGAUCGCACUUGGAGCUGCUAUAUAUCCAAUAUCAACAUAUAAUGGUCAACAGUUCGACAUCAGUUUAUUAAUCUGGAAGGAACCGAAGUCUGGGAAUUGGUGGUUGAAGGUGGGAUCUAGUUUAGUGGGGUACUGGCCGGCAACUUUGUUUCCAAACCUUCAAGAAAAGGCAACGCUAGUUGAGUUUGGAGGAGAGGUGUAUAAUGGUCUACUAGGUCCACACACAUCGGCAGAAAUGGGAAGCGGCCACUUCUCGAAUGAAGGAUUCGGGAAAGCAGCAUAUAUUAGGAACCUGGAAGUGAUCGAUAGGAAACAUAAGACAAAUCCUUUGUCAAAAUUUAGCUUAUUGGCAGAAAAACGAAGCUGUUAUGAUAUUACAACUGGAUUUGCAGAUAACUGGGGUCAUUAUAUAUACUUCGGAGGGUCUGGAAAUGAACCAACAUGUACCUGA
Molecule: messenger RNA, 1452 nt
Organism: Cynara cardunculus var. scolymus (artichoke)
Lineage: Eukaryota; Viridiplantae; Streptophyta; Magnoliopsida; Asterales; Asteraceae
Exons: 9
Coding region: 1-1452 (483 amino acids)
Source: RefSeq, a predicted model, not a curated record